Messenger RNA from Drosophila innubila, 1059 nucleotides. Its product is annotated as nitric oxide synthase-interacting protein homolog. The record is from RefSeq and is a predicted model, not a curated record. The transcript has 3 exons. Gene Ontology annotation, cellular component: nucleus. NCBI's taxonomy places the organism in Eukaryota, Metazoa, Arthropoda, Insecta, Diptera, Drosophilidae. The coding region runs from base 62 to 1003 and encodes 313 amino acids. Gene Ontology annotation, molecular function: ubiquitin protein ligase activity.
ACGACUAAACUCUGAAUUUUGUUUAUUAAUUUUACUUGUUUACUAAAAAGAACUGUAUAUUAUGACUCGCCAUGCACGCAAUUGCACCGCCGGAGCGGUUUACACUUACAACGAGAAGAAACGCGAUGCUGCCGAAUCUGGUUAUGGUACAAAUGCCAAGCGAUUGGGAAAAGAUUCCGUAAAAUCAUUUGAUUGCUGUUCAUUAACGCUGCAGCCAUGCAGAAUUCCUGUGGUUACUAAGGACGGCUACCUCUUCGAUAAGGAAGCUAUUCUGCAGUAUAUUGUGACCAAGAAAAACGAAUACAGCCGUAAGCUAAAGGAAUAUGAGCGUCUGCGUCGUGUCGAGGAAAACGAACUUGCAGUGGAGGCAAAUAACAAGCAACAGGCGCGCAUGGAACGGUUUGUAAAUGCCGAGAAGCCAACAACAACUCCGGCACAUCGGCCAACAGCAACUAUAGUAAAGCCCAGCCAGGCUAAUGCCACGCCUAGUACAUCAGCAGCAGCAGCGGCGGCAGCGGCAUCUAGCUCUGGCAGUUCCAUAUCGAACAUGGCCAAUGGACAUGAGAAGAAACUGCCCAGCUUUUGGCUACCCUCAGAGUGUCCCAAUGCGGGUGCUGCCAAGGCGAAGAAACCAGAUGCCACCAUUUAUUGUCCAGUCUCCCAGCAGCCGCUUCGAGUCAAGGAUCUAAUCGAUGUCAAGUUUACGCUUCUCAAAGAUGGUGACAACAAGCGUUCUCUGAUUGCCAAGGAAGCUCGUUACAUGUGUCCCAUCACACAUGAUGUACUGAGCAACGCCGUCCCUUGUGCCGUGCUUCGUCCCACAGGCGAUGUGGUUACUGUGGAAUGCGUGGAGAAGCUUAUACGUAAGGACAUGAUUCAUCCGCUUACCGAUCGCAAGCUCAAGGACAAGGAUAUCAUUCUUCUACAACGGGGCGGCACUGGCUAUGCUAUUACCAAUGACAAUCUGCAAGCUAAGGAAAGCCGGCCUAUGCUGCAAGUUUAGACAAUAUGUCAAUUGAAAUUGUGUUAUAAUUAAGCUACUACAAAAAUUAAACUAAA